AUGGCUUCGGAGGAUGUGAAAACUGGUGAAUCAGCUGUAACGAAGAUCGUUAAUUUGGCGGAAGAAGCGAAGCUUGCUAGAGAAGGAGUUGUUAAAGCUCCUAACUAUGCCAUCGGUAGCAUCUGCAAGUCUCUCGUCGCCGGUGGAGUCGCAGGAGGAGUAUCACGAACGGCAGUUGCUCCACUCGAGCGAAUGAAAAUCUUGCUUCAGGUCCAGAAUCGUCAUAACAUAAAAUACAAUGGAACAAUACAGGGCCUAAAAUAUAUAUGGAGAACUGAAGGAUUCCGUGGACUGUUCAAGGGAAAUGGUACUAAUUGUGCUCGAAUUGUCCCAAAUUCUGCUGUGAAGUUCUUCAGUUAUGAGCAAGCGUCUAAAGGCAUACUGCAAUUCUAUCAGCAGCAAACUGGAAAUGAGGAUGCUCAGCUUACCCCUGUUUUACGUCUUGGAGCUGGAGCAUGUGCUGGAAUAAUUGCUAUGUCUGCAACUUAUCCAAUGGAUAUGGUCCGAGGCAGGAUAACUGUACAGUCCGAGAAAUCCCCUUAUCAGUACCGAGGAAUGUUCCAUGCUUUGACUACUGUGCUUAGGCAAGAAGGUCCACGUGCUUUAUAUAAGGGCUGGCUUCCUUCAGUAAUUGGAGUUGUUCCUUAUGUUGGUCUCAACUUUGCUGUCUACGAGUCUCUGAAAGAUUGGUUGAUUAAAUCUAGACCAUUUGGUCUAGUCCAAGAUUCUGAGUUGAGUGUGACAACACGUCUGGCUUGUGGUGCUGCUGCCGGAACCAUUGGACAAACUGUCGCUUAUCCUCUUGAUGUCAUUCGUCGAAGAAUGCAGAUGACUGGUUGGCACAAUGCUGCUUCUGUUAUAACUGAUGGAAGAGGCAAAGCCCCACUUGAAUAUUCUGGAAUGAUUGAUGCAUUUAGGAAAACUGUUCGGCACGAGGGAUUUGGUGCAUUAUACAAGGGUCUGGUGCCAAAUUCUGUAAAGGUGGUCCCAUCCAUAGCACUUGCGUUUGUAUCAUACGAGAUGGUGAAGGACAUUUUAGGAGUGGAGAUCAGAAUAUCAGACUAA
Molecule: messenger RNA, 1065 nt
Organism: Lathyrus sativus (Indian pea)
Lineage: Eukaryota; Viridiplantae; Streptophyta; Magnoliopsida; Fabales; Fabaceae
Source: the annotation of a GenBank genome assembly